This is a messenger RNA of Suillus paluster, 1970 nucleotides long. RefSeq lists its product as uncharacterized. Lineage: Eukaryota; Fungi; Basidiomycota; Agaricomycetes; Boletales; Suillaceae. Gene Ontology annotation, cellular component: mitochondrial inner membrane. Gene Ontology annotation, biological process: protein quality control for misfolded or incompletely synthesized proteins; mitochondrial protein processing. Bases 139 to 1896 code for a protein of 585 amino acids. Gene Ontology annotation, molecular function: metalloendopeptidase activity. The transcript has 3 exons. The record is from RefSeq and is a predicted model, not a curated record.
CAUUGGGCCGCACAGCCUUUGAAACCACUUAACAGCACACAGCCACAAUAACAUCAACUCUAUUGCGGAACCGCAGCUUCAGCCAUCAAACGCUAUCGUAAACUUGGGAAAUACGCUGGUUUGACAGAAACAUGUACAAUGUUUCGCCCAGCAUUGAAAGUCACAUUGAGAGCUACUCCCGUUUCCUCGAUACUCUGGCGCUUCCCUCCAGCUAGCGUUCGAGUGGUACGGGUAGCAGCGCGUUCAAGUUCAUAUCAUGUACUCCAUUCCACGCCAAAACCCAGCGGUUUAGUCCUCGUUCAAGCUGAUGUUUGCAGGAGGAGGACAAUACGGUAUGCGCAGGGAGGAGUAGCACAAUUUCAUUCUUCUCGGUCAAGCCAGGGACUUCCACUCAUACCGAUGCUACUGGGUGCUUUCAAGGCUUCGACUACUAUAGAGGUGGCGCGUACCGCUGGGCGUAUUGCGCUCACGUUCCUACCCCUCAUCCUGUUCAAAAAUAGCUGGUCAAAGAAAUACCUCAAGCACCAUGAUAAAUUUCACCCUGGUGAACCAGUCGACGAAGAGAAAAAGGCCGCCCUUCUCAAAAAUAUACGUGCAAGGACACUUCUCUUUAACGUGCUUUUGUUUGUCCCUGUCGCACUAUUUUGGCUGGCAAUUCUAGCCAGCGCUGAGCAGACACCUAUUACAGGGCGGUGGCGGCUCAUUAUUCUAUCUCCCGAAGAGGAGGAUGAGAUUGCUGCGCAACUCAGAGGAUCAAAUUGGUAUCACGCUGUCACAGAAAUUCUCUCGACAGACGAGCCGCCCAGUUUGAUUCCAACCACUGAUUGGCGAUACCAAUGGGUACGUGACACCCUACGGCGACUGGAGGCUGGCAUCCCCAUACUACAGCGCGAACAAGAGCUAGCCUCCCAUUGGUUAGAUACACCACCUGAUCAACCACCAUUACCUCCACCUGCAGAAUAUCCCUUACGACCUCGACCCCGAGCCAUGGACACUAUGAGGAGGUGGUCAGAAGGCCUCUGUGGACGAAAUUCACCACACUCAGCUCAUGUCAUCGCUGGACCCCCAUAUUCACUUCUUAUCGUUGACAAACCCGAUGCUGCUAACGCCUUUUCGUACGGCUUUGGGCCAGAUGGCGCUUGCGGCGUCGUAGUCUACUCUGGAUUCCUUGACAACAUCCUCUCGAAGGCUCCUUCAUCAACCAUCUCCUCUGGCUACACGCCACAAACUCUACCUGAAGAAACCUCUUGGUGGACACACCUUUUCGGUUCGCUCUUCAUCUCACCGCUAUCCCCAUCCGCAUCCCACCCAGUACCCACAGAAGAACAAACAGCCGAACUCGCCAUUCUCCUUGCCCAUGAAGUUGCACAUCUCGUUCUCUCGCAUCACCUUGAGACGCUCUCAUCCGCCACCAUCAUGGUUCCUGCCUUGAUUUCCAUGUUUGCUGAUAUCACGCGCACCCUCUUAUUCCCGGUAACGAUGCUUUUUGGCCCUUUUGUCAACGACGCAGUCGCCCAGCUAGGCAAAGUCGGUUCUGGUGAGCUGACUAAAAUAGGGGAAUACUGCACGAGCGUGCAUCAGGAGAUAGAAGCGGAUGUUGUAUCCGCCAGAAUCCUUGCACAUUCUGGGUUCGAUGCGCGCCAGGCAGUAGCGUUCUGGGAAGACAAACAAAAUGCGCCCGAAUCUGCUGAAUGUUCUCUGACGGGUCGCCCGGGGACACAUAACUCCAGUUGGACGCUUGCACGGCAGAUCACGGGUUCCUCACAUCCUGUGAAUGAAGUGCGAAUAGAGAAACUCAAGAGCGAGCUAGUCCGAUGGGAACUGGAAAAACGCGUUGCCGAGAAGAAGCGCAUUAUGGGAGAGCCAGAACGAAGCUCGAUCUUGGGGUUGGUUUGAGGUCAGAGUACCCAGAUUUUGGGUCUCCAGACUCAGGAAAUAUUACAAUUACUUACUGCAGUUCAUUCCUUUUG